AUGGCCCAAAACUUCCCACCUUCGGCGCGAGCCUCUGCCACCCUGGACCAAGGUCCCGCCUGGACUCUUAUGCAACGAGUCAAAUCUCGACCAAAAUAUGACGCUCAAACCAAGCCAGACGGUCUCAUCAACCUUUCGGGGGCGCUCAACGGUCUGAUGGAGGAUUGGAUGAAGGCAUACGCAGACAAAAACUUGCACUUUACCUCUGAAGCCUUGUCUUAUGGACCUCUCAGCGGGUCUCAAGACCUACUCAGUGCUGCAGCCGCAUUCUUUAACCGCUUCUUCGAUCCGGCAGAGCCAGUCGUUGCUGGGCAGGUGUUGGCAGCCAACGGAGUCACCUCGCUGCUCAACAUGAUGGCUUGGACUCUCUGCGAUGAGGGCGAUGGAGUCCUCUACACCACGCCUGGAUUUUACAUGCUCGACUUCGAUCUAAGUGUGCGGACUGGUCUUGUCACAGUACCAGUGUCGAUGACGGACCUGAAGGACCCAUUCAGACCUGACGGAUCGGCUGAGCUGAUCGAGGCACUCGAAGCUGCCGCCGAUAAUGCCCGGGACAAACUGAAUGUCAAGUGUCGCAUGCUGUGCCUGAGCAAUCCUUCAAAUCCCCAAGGGCGAUGGUAUUCCAAGGAAACCCUUGAAGCACUGGCGUCGUGGUGUGCUCAACGGCAGAUGCAUCUCGUCGUCGAUGAGAUCUACGCAUUGUCCAGCUUCUCCAACUUGCACCAGGACCACGGCCACAGUGGACCGACAAGCAUUCUCAAUAUCUGUGCUCAAGAGAAUGUUCACUGCCUGUAUGGACUGAGCAAGGACUUUAAUAUGGGAGGCGUACGAAUGGCAUUUCUCGUUACCAGAAAUGCUCAAGUUCGCGCUGCCGUCUCUAAAAUCACAUGGUUCACUUGGCUCACCGUCAUGUCAGACAAGUUCGUGACUCACUUUCUCGAGCAGCUAGACCUGGUUCAAGAAUACCUCGUCGUGUACAGGCCAAAACUGGCAAAUGCGUAUCAACAAGUUGCCACUGCACUCGAAACACAUGAAAUUCCAUUUCAACGAGCUGAAGCUGGUUUGUUCGUCUUCAUCAAUCUGGGCGCUUGGAUCCACCAUUUUCCAGACCCGGCUGGCAAACCACCAGCGUCCGACAAUAUCUUGAGCCCCGAACUCCAGCUCUGCGAAUGGCUUAUUGAUCACGGGGUCUUCUUGAAUGCAGGAGAGUUUGCCGGGUGCGAUCUCCCUGGCCAUUUCCGGCUUGUCUUUACGCAAGACCUCGACGCCACUCUCUUGGGGAUCCGGCGCAUUCGGGCAGCUCUCGACCAACUGGACCAUGCUUAUGGAUCAUGA
Molecule: messenger RNA, 1335 nt
Organism: Fusarium keratoplasticum
Lineage: Eukaryota; Fungi; Ascomycota; Sordariomycetes; Hypocreales; Nectriaceae
Product: Aminotran-1-2 domain-containing protein
Exons: 3
Coding region: 1-1335 (444 amino acids)
Biological process (GO): amino acid metabolic process; biosynthetic process
Molecular function (GO): transaminase activity; pyridoxal phosphate binding
Source: RefSeq, a predicted model, not a curated record